UCCACGCGUCAAAAAAGACAAGACAAUCACCUGCUCGGAGCGGAGCCUUAUGACAUUACGCACCGACCGGGAGCGGGGCUGCAAAUGGGCGGCAUAGAUGGCAACCUCUCCCUCAGCAUGUUGAAUGGGACUGAAACGCAAACUUUCGGAAAGAACGCCGACAUCAGCAGUCAUCUCCACCGCGGCAGCAAGGAUCUAGCAGAGUUUAAAAUGGGGAUUCAGGACGCGAGGUUUUACUACCCAGACUCUGUUCAAAGCGGGCAGGACGCUCUGUCUCUGCCGUACCACUCGGACCAGGCGGUGGGAGGGUACGGAGCGCAGACCGGCAGGUUUUACGCACAGACCCUCAGCAGUUGUCCGUACGGCGGCGUGCGCUCGCCGCCAAGAAGUGGAGCCGGGCAGGGUUACAUCCCGACGACAGGAGACGGGUUUCCUACAGGCGGUAAAGACUUGUACUCUCCUUCUCCGGAGAAUUACCCGGCGAGCUUUCAGCACGGCUACCAGCGGCCGCCUCUCUACCCUUUACCUGGGCUACAGGUGUGCGGGAAGACUCAGGCUUUGCUCAAUAACUACCCGCUAUGGGCCAAGUUUCACAAGUUCCAAACCGAGAUGAUAAUCACCAAACAGGGGCGGAGGAUGUUCCCCUUCCUGAGCUUCAACAUCAGCGUUCUGGAUCCGUCUGCUCACUAUAACGUCUAUGUGGACGUAGUUCUGGCGGAUCAGCACCACUGGAGGUACCAGGGCGGAAAGUGGGUCCAGUGUGGGAAAGCAGAGGGCAACAUGCCAGGGAACCGGAUGUACAUGCACCCUGACUCUCCCAACACAGGAGCCCACUGGAUGAGACAAGAAGUGUCUUUCAGCAAACUCAAACUCACCAACAACAAGGGCAGCACCAAUAAUGUGGCACAGAUGAUCGUGCUCCAGUCGCUCCACAGGUACCAGCCUCGUCUGCACAUCGUGGAGGUUAAGGAGGACGGCUCAGAGGAUCCCUUCCUAUCAUCCAAAGCUCAGACCUUCGUCUUCCCGGAGACUCAGUUCAUCGCUGUCACCGCUUAUCAGAACGCCGAUAUCACUCAGCUGAAAAUAGACCAUAACCCCUUCGCUAAAGGUUUCCGCGACAAUUACGACACGCUGUACGCUCCUCCUGACUCUGAUCGCCUCACCCCCUCCCCUCCAGAGAGCCAGCAGCUGCUGCCAGGGAGCUGCUACCCCCAGAGCUACCUCUCUGAGCAGUACAUGAGCCCCCUGCCUCAGAGCCGCUUCUACAGUAUGGGCCAGCAGCACAAAGACCCGUCCGCCAGCCCUGGUCCUCACAGCCGCUGGUACCUGCCACCUCAGCAAGGUGUGGCCUCCAAUCGGCUUGACUUCACUUCCUCCUACGAGGGGGACUUCUCCGGAAACGGUUUCUACAAGCCCUUCCCCUUGCAGACAUCCGCUCACCAUGCCCUCAGCUACUACCCAGACCAUCAUUUUGCAUCUACUAGCGUGUCUGUAUCAGGAGCCACCUCGGCGGGCUGGACCACCAGCCGGCCCACCCCUCAGUACCUCAGCCACCCGAGUAAGCCUGGCCCCAGUCUGGGCUGGUUUAGACCCAUGUCCUCCUCUUCUUCCUCCUCAUCUUCUUCUACGUCACCUGGCAACCCAAGGCUGCACCCGCCCUCGCUCCUAGAGCCUCUGCAGCCGCCCCUGUUGCACGACAAGCCCAAAGACACUGUGGAGGUGGCGGUAGAGGACCCCUGGCUUGAACCUCCCUCUGUGAAAUCAGCGGCCUCGGCCGACUCGGGCCUGUUUGAGGGCGGCGUGGGGGACACCAAGAAGAGGAAGGUGUCGCCGUACACAUCCAGCACUGAAAACUCCCCGCCUCCGCGCAGUGGAGAGGUCUGCGAGAAGGACAGCAACAGCGAUGCAGACUACUAUGGCUAUUACACCCACUGAAGGCCUCACACAGUCGCCACAGUCUCUCUCCCAGCGUCUUCCCACACCGCCCUCAUGAACACGCAUUGGUCUGUCCGGUCAGGUCAUGAUAAAGGGCUGGAACAGUCUCUGUUUUUUGAUGCAGACAAAUACUAGAACCACAUCACAGAAGGUGCAGCCUCGUCUGCUGUCAUGUCACAGUGUGGCCAGCCUCUCUAUAAAGUCCCCUCUCAAAGUGUCAAAUGAUUACAGGAGCAACUUCCAAGGUUACUGUCAAAGUUAGUGUUGAACAGAAGUGGAUGUGACUGGGGAACCGGCCUGCAGUCACAUAAACACCAUACGGACAAACAGACCUGUGACUUAAGCCUUUGAAACACUUGGAGAUUUGGGGGGAAAAAAAUUAUCUGCAUAUCUGUUUGCUGACAGACGCCUGCAGGGAUUGUCUGUUCUUCCUGCAUCAAACACUCUCUCUGUCUCUUUUGAUCUGUCUUGUCUCUGUCUGUCUCUUCCGUUUCACCCUCAACCUUUCACACAUAGGGCCUACUUAUGAUAUACUCACGGUCAUUUCCCCCCUGAUGAUUCUGAGCAGAAAUUACCUUUCACACACAGUCUUCUCUUCAAAUCCGGCUCAAUAUGUGGGGUGUAGCGCCCACCAGUGGUGACAGAAGAGUGUUGCAGACUGCAGAGUGUCUGAGUGAACUGAUAUCAGGACGGUAGGAGGACUUAGCGAGCACAUGUUCUGAAGCACGGCCGCUAAUUGAACUCAACCCAGCAAAGACAAUCUGUGUGUGUGUGUGUGUGUGUGUGUGUGUGUGUGUGUGUGUGUGUGUGUGUGUGUGUGUGUGUGUGUGUGUGUGUGUGUGUGUGUGCGUGUGUUUGCGUGUGUGUUAAGUAAAUCAGCAACCACAGCAGCAGAAAUAACUAACAAGUCUUUACAAAAGGAGACAAUCCAACAUAUCUCACAGGUGUAAAAGAAGAGCCUGUAUCUGUGAAGUUCCUAUGACUUUUAAAAUCUGGGGUUACAAUUUGCAUUUCGUAAUCAAAUGCUGCCCUUCUUGGUAUUUACAGGGUAACACAGAAUCGUAAUGUGUCUGUUUGCAUUGUAAUGUGAUUAGAUCCAUGUCCAAACACAGAGACAGUUAACAUGGAGAUACUAGAUAUGAUAAAAUCUCACCUGAAGGCCAACUGCUUGGUUUCAUAGAGUGAAAAAAGGCCUCAUUACAACAAAGGCCUAGCCCCCUGCUGCAAUCAGUGGAUGUGAAAAUGAUCCCUUCACUACACAGUACACACAUAAAGCCCACGAUCAAUAUCAGCAUCGAUGACGAGGUAACUGGAAAACAGUAUUGGAAGAGGGAAUUGUGACCGCUUAAAACACGAACUGCACCACAUUAUUCAUAUUAAACUACAUUACAUUUCCCAUUGUGACUCUAUCUAUACAUCUUAAUCUUAUUUUGCUGUGGUGCUGCAGGAUUUCCCAAUCACUUCCCAUACAGUAGGAGCAGAGCAACUGAGCUGCAGACGAGUAAAAAGUGGGUCAAUCAGAACGGCUACCCGCACCUGUAGGUAAACAGACGAGGUACUGUCACCCUCAGACCCACGAUAAACAGGAAGCACAAAGUGACCAGACAGACACUCUGAAUUUCCCCCCUAGUCUUCGGGCCUAUCAUGCCGUGACACUGGCUGACAAGAGUCCUGGCUCCCAGCCUGGUGACAGAAAUGAAGAGUGAGGCCUCAGUCGGCGCUGAUAAGAGAUCUGCUCCUCAUUCCUCACUAGGUGUGCUAAUGGCCUCAGACAACACUGGAGGCGACAGACAGCCACUCGCUUGGUGCAGUGCAGGGUUACUUUAGUCUUUUCUGAUGGAGAGAUGAAAUUAAAAACAAAUAUGCACUCUUGAAAUGCCUAAAAUGAGUUUCUCUAAGUGGAACCAGCAGUCGGUAGUGUACUGUAUUUGUACAAAUUUUUACACUUCAGUUUUUGUACAAAUUAAACAAACAAGAUACAAAGUGUAAAUGUGUGAACUUAUAGGUGCGUUGGACAGAGCCAGGCUAGCUGUUUCCCUUUAUUUUCAGUCUUUAAGCUAAGCUAAGUGGCUAUCCUAAACCAUUUCUAUCGUACAAACAUGAAACCUCUCAUCUAACUCUCAAAAAAAAAGGGAAAAAGUAUAUUUCCCAAAAUGUUAAACUAUUCGUUAACCUUAAAAAAUAAAUAAAUAAAAAAAUGUCCACCACCAAACAUUUCAUACGUAAAUGAAGAGAAAUACCACAGCCCUGAGACAGUGAGGUCAGGUCACCUGGGUUAAUUCAGAGAAUUGGGGGGUUUAGGGACCAGGGGGAGUUAGGUUGUACAGUACUGAAAGAAACCUACAUAUGGUGUGUAUUUUACAGGCUGGUUUCCCUAUUUUCAGACUCAAUAUAUUAAAAUUUUAGGCCAUCAUAAAUUAAACUAAUCCUGGCAGCAUGGAGAGGACUUUAAUGUUGGGAAAUGAAAUCUACAGAAACAGUUAACUGAAUCGAUAAAAUAUGAAAAAUCCAAAUAAUUAUACACUUUUACAGGUUUUGUUUUUUGUGCCUGGUCAAUAUGUAAGGGUUGGACUCCUAUACAUUGCUUUAAACCCUGGCUUAGACCCGUUUUCCUUAUUAAGGUUUCACAUGUCGACAUAAAAUUCAAGCUCUUUUCUGAACUGUGCUGGUUUUAUAUAAUCAUUUAAAGACUGGGACUGCAGUAUUUGGCAAAAUGAUCUUAACAAUGAUGCAAAAAGGACAUACUGUCUGACGGUUCAGUCCUUUACUUGAACAUUUAACUAACAAAUUAUUUAAAUGGUAGCAAAGCGUUAAUUUUAUGCAGAAAAAAGAAUGGAUAUACUGUUUGUAACUUUUCCAAAAUAUAUGCUAAUAAACAUUUCUGUCGACAUCUGCCAGAGGAAAAGGUGAUGAUGUACCUUGAUGAAGGUGAAUGAAGGUGUGCGAUGGACAAUUCUUGUUUCAAGUGCAAUUAAUAGAAAGCAAAUUACUGAUGGCAUUUCAAAAACAGUGAGAGCAAAGUUUUACGUUAUCACUGGCUAAUUUAUUUAAAUGUGCUGUUGGUUUGUUUCGUGGUUCACCUAUACAUCAAAUCGCAAAAAUGCUUUCAGACGCCUCAGGAACCCUGCUGGAUAUCUCAGCUGUUACGAUCACCUUCAGCCAAUCCCUGAAACCACUAUUACCUCCAUUUCCCAUGAGUCUGUGUUUCCCUUAAGCACUCAUUUCCCUCAUUAAGAGAAUAAAAGACUGUGUGGGAACUGUAUUUCCAGAGAUUUUACUGUACAAUAUUGCUAUAGAGGAGUGAAGAAGGGAGACCAGAUGAGGUCAAGCAUGUUAUUUUUGUGUGUGUGAUCCAUGUGCACGGUUUGUCAAGGGAGCGUUAAACCUCCUUUGACGCCUUCAAUAGGAGCUUAUAAAUUGCAAAAAUAAGAGAUGACGAUUUCUGAAUGGGAAAACUGUUAUUUAUUAAAAGGUGGCAUAAUUGUGUAUUGUAUUGUUGUUUUUUUUAUUCAUGACAUUAAAGCUUACACAUGACAAA
This is a messenger RNA of Perca fluviatilis (European perch), 5473 nucleotides long. It is a transcript of the gene tbx21, whose product is annotated as T-box transcription factor 21. Lineage: Eukaryota; Metazoa; Chordata; Actinopteri; Perciformes; Percidae. Gene Ontology annotation, molecular function: DNA-binding transcription factor activity, RNA polymerase II-specific; RNA polymerase II cis-regulatory region sequence-specific DNA binding. Bases 85 to 1935 code for a protein of 616 amino acids. Gene Ontology annotation, biological process: regulation of transcription by RNA polymerase II; positive regulation of DNA-templated transcription; cell fate specification. The transcript is spliced from 7 exons. Gene Ontology annotation, cellular component: nucleus. The record is from RefSeq and is a predicted model, not a curated record.